AUGGAGGGUGAGAGCAUUAGAGUUGGCCAAUCUUGCACCACAAAAAACCCCAUUCUAGAUAUCCAUAUUUUGGUUGUGGAUGAUGAUGCUACAUCUCUCGCCAUUGUUUCAGCCAUGCUUCGAACUAUGAGAUAUGGAGUUGUGACUGUGAGAAACGCCAUAGAUGCUUUGGCUACUCUUCGGAUGCAGAAGUUCGAUCUUGUUGUUACAGAUCUACACAUGCCUGAAAUGAAUGGUAUAGAAUUGCAACAGCGAGUCGCAGAAGAAUUCAAACUGCCUGUGAUUAUGAUGUCAGCGGAUGACGAGAAGAGUGUGAUAGUAGAAAGUUUGCAGCGUGGAGCUGCUUUCUAUAUGGUAAAACCAGUGCGCCCAGAUGAUCUGAAACAUGUAUGGCAGUAUGCUGUUCCUGGUAAAAAGGGCAAAUCUGUUGUUAUCGAAGAAAUAGGAAGCAUUCCAGAAGAAUCAUCGGGUGAGAAAGUAUCUUACGAGGGUAUAAAUUCUGCUUCGGCAACAUCAGCCGUGAAUCAUGAACAACAACAUGGUAAAAAGGAUCCCAAGAGAAAGGCACUCAAAAAGGGCAUUGAAAAUGAUCAUGUGGGUGAUCAAGAUAAUGCUGCUGCGCCUAAAAAGGCAAAGGUGGUUUGGACCACUUCACUCCACAACCGCUUCUUGCAAGCCAUAAGGCAUAUCGGCUUGGAAAAGGCUGUCCCGAAGAGGAUUCUGGAGUACAUGAAUGUGCCAGGCUUAACUAGAGAAAAUGUAGCAAGUCAUUUGCAGAAGUAUCGUAUAUUCUUAAAACGAGUUGCCGACAAAUGCGGUGGCACCUCAAAGGGCUUGUCAGACAGAUCCUUGAGGUCAAGCUUCGCAGCUGGCCUUCCCACACUGCUAUUGCAUAACCUCAAUUUCCCACAACAGCAUGGCCAGCAGCCAAUCAGAACAUCAUCAUCAUCAUCCUUCCAACCAGGAGUUGUACUAGGAGGCAAUACGGGGUCGUUUAAUGCUCCCACCCUCGGCCCUUUCCUUUAUUCCAACAAGGCCGCCGCCGCAAGUGCCACCUCUUUGCCUCCACUAGGACUUAAUAUUGGGCGGUGGCAUAAUUCCUCGAGGAAUCAAGCUAAUCUUAAUCUCCUGCAGCAGCCCUUGUUUGGCAACAUAAAUCCUCUUUAUCCACCAAAUCAGCCUAACAUGAAUAUUCUUGGAUCGAAUUAUCCAACGAUAGGUGCACAUUCAAUCCAAACGUGCCCAACUUCCAGAUAUGCCAAGGGAAACUAUGCUGGGAUUGAAUUAAGUAGUGGAGGAGAGCUGGUUGUUAAAGGUCCUUCAGCUGGAUUCAGUGGAACUUUUGUGGAAAAUCAUGAUGUUAACAAUAUUUCAGCUCUGGAGAAAUAUUGGACUACUGCUAAUUCUGGUUAUAUGGCUCAAGGAGGGUCUUCUUCUGCAAACCAAUUAUGGUCGCCGGGAGGAUUCGAUACUGUCAAUAAUUAUGAUCAACAUGAACAAGAUGAUUUUCUGAUCAUCCCACCACCGCAGCCACAGCAGCCUUACGGUGGUGCAAAAGUAGGAGAUCAAAGUGAUUGUUGUGAUGAUGAUGAUGAUCUGCUGCUGAUCAAUAACAUUUCUAGCUUAUUCGACGGCAUCCCUCCGGUGGAACAGUCAGACGAAGAUGAUCAUCUGAUCAGUGAUCUUUUUUUGGAGCAAGACGACAACCAAACUCCUGACGAUGGAUAUGAAGCCGAAGUGAAUCCUACUGCGAUUGAAGAAGUACACCAAAAUCCUGCUUCAGCCUGUGUGGAAGAAACUAUUGCACCUUCGAGUGAGCCAUCUUUUGUCAAGGCAAACGACAACGAACUCGGGGUCUCGGACGAGCUUUUUCGCAUGAUGUAUCAGGCGGAGAAUGGCCCCCCAGAAGAUAAUCUCUUUCCCAAUCAGGAAUGGGAGGACGAGUUCAUGAAUUCAAUAAUCUUUGGUAAUGGCCCGGAUCCUAAGGAGUGAUCAGAAGCUGGUGAUGAUCAAGAUCUAAAUCCAGUUGGGGAGAAGCUUUUAUAUAUAAUAAUCUGAGUUGAUUGGAUUUAGAUUACACAGUUAGUACAUAGUGAGAAUCUAAAUCCAGUUGAAGGGAAACUUUUUAAUCUUAGUUGAUUGGAUUUAGA
This is a messenger RNA of Corylus avellana, 2150 nucleotides long. RefSeq lists its product as uncharacterized. The record is from RefSeq and is a predicted model, not a curated record. Gene Ontology annotation, molecular function: DNA binding. Gene Ontology annotation, biological process: cytokinin-activated signaling pathway; phosphorelay signal transduction system. Lineage: Eukaryota; Viridiplantae; Streptophyta; Magnoliopsida; Fagales; Betulaceae.